AUGGCUCAGUUCCUGCGCGGAAAGCAAGCUGGUAUCCAGAAGGACCUGUCUGAGGGCUUAUCCCCGGACUUGUUCCUCCUGGACGAUUUCGCACGAUGUGGCGUGAACUCACAGAUUAGUGCUAUCGCAUACAAUCCCGUACAAUCCCUUAUCGCCGUCGGCACCAGCGAUACUUCAUUCGGCAGCGGACAGAUCUACGUCUUUGGACAACGGCGGGUCUCGGUGGUCUUCGAGUUCCCGCGCAAAGCAUCCGCGCGGUUCCUCCAGUUUUGCGCCGACAAGCUUGUUAGCAUCGACUCAAAGAAUCAAAUUUGCGUAUACUCUCUGGAAACUGGGCGCAUGGUGGUCUCCUAUGCGCCACCCGGCCAAGUGACUGCUUUGUUAACAGACCCUAGCUUGGACUAUGCGUUCAUUGGCCUGCAGAAUGGUGAAAUUAUUGCGUAUGAUCUCGAUCGAGAGUCCUUGACGCCGUUCAGGGUUCCGAACUUGUGGUUGGAACGCAACCCUCGCGCGAGGUUCUUCCCUGUUGUGUCGCUGGAGUUUUCUCCACGAGAUAUUGGCAAGAUUCUAGUGGGAUAUCCUGAGGGAGCGGUGACGUUCACAUUCAAGCAGAAUAUCGCUCAAAAGUUUUUUGUCUACGAGAUUCCUCCCGGGGCUCCGGGUGGUGAUUGUCUACCGUCUCAGGACGUGCGCAGACCGAAGCUGAAGAAAGCAAUCUGGCACCCCAAUGGAAUCUUUAUUUUGACUAUCCAUGAGGAUUCCAGUCUAGUCCUUUGGGAUACGAAGGACGGCCGUAAACUUCAUGCACGGACAGUCCAGACACCCAAUGUCGACCAGCCAGGUGCUGGUAGACCCGGCUCGCCCGGUGAUGAUACUGGACCCAAAGAGCCCAUCACAAAUGCCAUUUGGUGCGCUAAGGACAAUACGGACGAAACUGGUCUUCUGGUGGCUGGUGGUCGACCACCAGGCAAUCAAACCAAGGGCCUCGUUUUCCUGGAUAUGGGCCCAACCCCCAACUAUCAGACUUCAUCUUGGCAAAUUCUGUCUACUUACCUCGAGCGACCACGACGACAAAUGAACCUUUCUGUCCCACCGGGAGCUAAGGUUGUCGAUUUUUGCCUCAUCCCUCGAUCAUCGCCUUAUUUCAAUGGCGCCCAUGAUCCCAUCGCACUUCUUGCUAUCCUAUCCUCGGGUGAAAUUAUCUCUCUUAGUUUCCCCAGUGGACACGCAAUCACUCCUACUAAUAUGCUUCACCCUUUCCUCACUUUUGUUCAUCCCUUCGUAAACAAAGCAGUGCUCACUCCCGUUGAUCGGUCAGUAUGGCUCGGUCUGAGGGAGCGCCGUUUGCAGGGACCUAGAUUUGCGGUGGGUGGCAAAGAAGCAAAGAACCCCCUCAAGCGUUUUGAGAACCGCAACAUCAUUUCAACCGCGCAUGCAGAUGGAACCGUCCGUAUUUGGGAUUGUGGACAUGAUGAUGAAAUCGAGAAUGGCGAUGUGGUUCAAGUUGAUCUUGCCCGUGCCAUAGGUCGAGUCAGCAGCAUUGAAGUAACCGAAAUGUCUCUCGCCAGUGGCUCAGGCGAGAUGUCCAUCGGUCUCAAAACUGGAGAGCUUGCUAUCUUCCGAUGGGGCAACAAUUCCUCGUAUGGACGGGAAGAUCCUCCUGGUGCUAACCAAGGGCCAGGAAAGCUGACUCCGAUUACCCAGCGAACAGACCCUGGUCUGAAGACAGGAAUGCUUCCACUCACUCUUUUGGAUAUGCAACAAGGUCCGGUGACAGCGUUGAAGCAUGGACAGGUUGGAUUUGUUGCCGCCGGCUACCAGGGUGGUGCUUUGGUUAUCAUUGACCUGCGAGGUCCCGCGAUCAUACACACCGCCCAUCUGUCAGAGAUUCUCAAGGCACACAAGCGGAGUGGUUUCCGCAAGAGCCGUAUGUCGGAGGAAAACCAAGCAGAGUGGGCUACUCAGAUUGAGUUUGGUGUGAUGACCUUAGACGGUGAAGACUACUCAAGCAUCUGCUGCUUCGUCGGCACAAGCAGAGGAAAUGUGGCAACUUUCAAGAUUCUCCCUGCUUCCAAUGGCACAUAUGAAGCUGCUUUUGUUGGGUCCUCGUCAGUUGAAGACGCCGUUAUUAACAUCAUUCCCAUUGAUGCCGACUCUGGGGGUCUUGCUUUAGCCACCCCAAGUGCUGUCGGAGGGUUGAGAACUGGUGUUAAGGUCAAUGGUGUCGUUAUUGCUGUGACUGCAUCUGGCUGUCGCAUGUUUAAGCCCCCAACAGCAAAGGGUGCCCAUAAGUCAUGGGAGGAUUAUCUCUGCGACUCGGCAGCCGUCGUCAAGACCGAAGGACGGGGCUACAGCUUGGUCGGUCUCUUCGGCGAUGGCAACGCACGAGCAUUCUCGAUCCCUGCUCUUCGAGAUAUUGGUUGCGCCAAGAUUAGCCAUAUUGCAGAAAUGCGACGCCUUUCGGAGGCGUGCAUCACCCCUACAGGAAACAUUAUGACAUGGGUGGGCCCUUCAGAGAUAGGAUUGUUCAAUGUCUGGGGUAGUGGAAACGGACUGUAUGUGUUCCCAACAAAUUCUCCAUAUCACAAAGCUGACGCUGCCUGUAGGCAUCCCUCAAAAGACAAGCUUUUUAAUCCGGAAGCUGUGCUUCCCCCACGCCCUACCAUCACCAAUAUGCAAUGGAUCUCUGGCACACAAUACAUCUCGCCAGCAGACAUGGAUAUUCUAAUUGGUGGCCCGGAGCGACCUCCAUCAAAGAGGAUGCUUGAACAGAUGAAAUUCGAAGACGAAGAACGCCGAAAAGCCCUCAGAGAAGGCCGGGCCCCACCACCCCCUCAACAGAGCGGCAGUCAAGAAGGCUACUGGUCUUACAUGUCACGUCAAGUCCAGGAGCGCACCGAGCGUCUCGGCAUUGUCGGCGACAGCAUGGACAGACUAGAGGAAAACAGCAGCGGGUUCGCCAACGACGUUGGCAAAUACGUACAAUCACAAAAGAAGAAGGCUGUCUUAGGCUUACUUGGUUCAAAGUUUGGACUUUAG
Molecule: messenger RNA, 3039 nt
Organism: Penicillium paradoxum
Lineage: Eukaryota; Fungi; Ascomycota; Eurotiomycetes; Eurotiales; Aspergillaceae
Exons: 6
Coding region: 1-3039 (1012 amino acids)
Biological process (GO): regulation of protein secretion; regulation of exocytosis; establishment of cell polarity
Cellular component (GO): plasma membrane; cytoplasm
Molecular function (GO): myosin II binding; syntaxin binding; GTPase activator activity
Source: RefSeq, a predicted model, not a curated record